Molecule: messenger RNA, 2051 nt
Organism: Pangasianodon hypophthalmus (striped catfish)
Lineage: Eukaryota; Metazoa; Chordata; Actinopteri; Siluriformes; Pangasiidae
Product: CMRF35-like molecule 3
Exons: 7
Coding region: 175-1239 (354 amino acids)
Source: RefSeq, a predicted model, not a curated record
GGUUUUCUUUCACCAGCUCAAAAGUGGAAGUGGACGCAGUGUUACUUUCUACUUCCACCCACAAACAGACACUUCACAGUCACAAAGGCAGAGACCGUGAGAGCGUGUAACAUAACCAACAGAACAUUUAUUAUUUUUAUUUUCUGAAGUGAUGUUUGUGAGUCUGGAUUUAGAAUGAAGAUCUUCCUCAUCUUCACCUUCUGCCUGAUUAUAGCUGAUACUGAUGCUGCAACUACAGUAACUGGAUACAGAGGAAGAUCAGUUCAGAUUAAAUGCCCCUACGAAUCUGGAUAUGAAGAAAACAACAAGUAUCUCUGCAGAGGUGAAUGUUCCAUUUGGCCUGGAAGCAAAGACAUUCCUGUUGAAUCUAGAUCUGCUGCUAAAGACACCAGAUUCUCUCUGUAUGACAACACAACAGCCAAAGUCUUCACCGUCAACAUCACUGAUCUGAGACCAGAGGAUGAAGGCACUUACUGGUGUGUGAUACAGCGGACAGGGCCUAAUAUCUACAGAGAGAUUCUACUGCUGGUGAAAACGGAUGAUCCCACCAGUACAUCAGUCUCCCAUCCCACACACACCACACACUCCGCUUCAACCCAUGCCGCAGUGCAUGCUGCGAGCACACAUUCAACAACAGCUAAUCCACAAAAAGAAGCUAACCACUCAACCAACGCUCCCUCACCUCCGGAAUUCCACACUUUGACGGUCAUCAUUGCUGUGUCUGUGGUUCUAGUGCUGCUUCUCAUUGUCCUUUCAUUCGCUUUUGCCGUACAGAGGAAAAAGAGGACCCGAGCCUUAUCUCCAGCCCAAUCUCCACAAAGCUCCUCAGACCUUCAUGUGGUUCCAUGUCCUAUCUAUGAUUAUGAAGAGAUUAAAGACAGCAAAUGUCUCGCUAACACACUUUACUCCACUGCUAUGAUACCCUCAGACCCCUAUGAUCUUUACUCCAACAUUGGAUUACCCACAGAUCCAAAUGAUUCUUCACAAAUUGUUUAUGCUUCAGUACAACGCCCAUCAGAUUCUCCUGAUCAGGACAUCUACUCCACAGCUCAGUUACCCACAAUUCUCUCUGACUCAUCAGCCAGUGCUGCUCAGCCGUUGGUUGUGAAAUCUGAAAUCUGUGAAAGCCCAACGUACGCAGCAGUGAGUAUUGACUCCGGUUCUAAUGGUGCAGCUGUAACAGUGAUCUUCGAGAACGAGAACAGCUCAUGUGACUAUGCUAUUGUUAACGUUACUUAAUGUGGCUAGUUUUCGUACAUCAUAGUGCUAAUCAUUCUGAGUUAUUUGUAAUUCGUAGCACCCGUUAUAUUACCUUAAACCACAGUGCUGUUUAGUUCUCAAAUCUGAUUAGUCUGAAGGUGUUGAUUAAUUUUCUAUAACAGCAGUCCUGACAAUAGUGCAACAGAUAAAAAAGUAUGUCAUUUUGUAUUUUAAUAUAUUAAAAAAGUGUAAUUGUUGGCAAAUAGCUGUGUUAUGAGAGGAAUACAACUCCUGGGGCAUGCUGUUAUGUAAAAAUAAUCAACUUUGGGGUGGUAACAGUAACUCCUCUUCAUCACACUACUCUGUCACUCUGUCACUCAGUAGUUUAAUAUAACAGCAACACACACUGUGUUUAUUACUUACUUGUUGUAUAAUCCUCCUGUUUACUGUAUGUGCUAUAUUAAGGCGCAGCAUUAUAUUCCUAGUUUCAGUGUAUUUAUAAAAUCUGGGUUCAGUAUGUUUAUUUAUUUCUCAUUAAGGUUUAUGUAGCUUUUAAUAGUAAAAUGUGUGGCAUGUAUACUCUUCUUUUUGAACCUUGUGUAUAUCUGUGUGUAUGGCUUCUUUCACUUUUGUUGAGCAAUAUUAUAUAUAGAUCAAAUAUUAUAAAUCGGGAUAUUUCUGUCAGGAAGCAGAAAAACUUAUUUAUGAUCAUUAUUAUUUCUGUAUUUGCUUUUGUUGCAACUGAACCAGAAUAAAUCUUUGCUGUGGUAGAUAUGAUUAGGAAAUGUGUAUACACUUCUGAACAUUUUUUGUUUUCAAUCAAUAAAGUAAGAUUUGCUAUUUUAACAUAA